GAAGAAGCGUUUGCCUGGAAAAUGUCGUGACGUUUUUCAUUUUAUUUGCGUGUUUGGAAAAGAUAAUCGAGGCGGAAUUUCAUUAAAACAACCAUUAUUAACUGCUGAUUGAGCGACUAUUGAACUUUCCCCCGGCACAAACACACCGGGCGAAAGGUCGAGUGACAUAUUUUCCACCCCUUUUUCCCUAUCGAACGUUCCCUCGAUGGAUCGGGGCAAAUCGGGACCGGGCAUUCGGUCCACCAAGAAGCAACAGCUAAGCCACCCCCAGGCGGAGCUGUACGCACUUGGGUCGAAAUCAUCCGUCGGUGGUUCGCGAGGUGACGAUGCAAAGUCUCGGGUCGUCGUGGGGGGUGUCGUGUCGGACCGCAAGCGCGAAGCCACCUCCUCGAUGGCCCUGGGCAGUGGCAGUGGUCCGGCGUCGGCAAAAAAGAUCAAGCUUGCUUCCGGCGCGAGUGCGUCGAUGGUGGGUGGCAGCAGCUCCGGGCUGGCCGGUGUGUCCGGCGUCGGUACGAGCAAAAUCUCCUCCGGCGGGGACAGUUCCAGCUCCAGUAGCAUACUGGAGUACUGGGAGCAGUGUGCGAUGGAGUGUGAAUCGGUGGAUCUGGCCUCAACCGUGCUGUCGGCCAUCGAGCAGCAGGACAGUGACAGCGUGGUGGGGUACAUCUGCGGUGCGAUAAAGCUGCUGAUAUCGCCCAAAUCGAAAUCGGAAUCCGUUCUAUCGCUUUCGCUGUCGUAUUUGGCCCGGCUGCGGCCGCAUCUGUUCUGCAACGAAACGAUCACAUCGGCCUUGAUCGCCGUGCUCAAGCGAGACAGCGGCGGCAACGCGUUCAAGGGCCGCAACAACCCGACGAUGCACAUUUUGGCGUGCAAUUUGCUCGCGCGAGGCUACAGCGACAAGAAACAGUGGCCGGAAAGCUUCAUCCGUACGUACAUUGACGACGCGAUCAAUGACCGUGUGUGGGUGGACUAUGAGGAGUGUGCACCGUUCACGGACAAUAUUGUGGCGGCGUUCGGCACAAAGAUUCCCCCGAAGUGGAUGCUGCAGCCGGAGCUGAGUACGCUGAAUCCGACGACACGGGACGGCACGCUGCCGGAUGACGAGCACUCCACGGACAGUGGCAUGUUUGGCGAUGCGUUGGGUAAAGAUCCGGACGCAAACCCGCCACGCUUUGCGCACAUGCGCGAACAGCUCGAGCGCAUGGUAAUGGACGCGGUGAAGGAUCAGCUGAACCGACGCCAGGGGCCCGACUGUUCGACGAAAAACUUUCUACGCUUUCUGUCGCUCACGUGCGGCAUACUGGAGGUGAGGGCGUUCGUCGUUCCGCGGCUCGAAAUGUGGAUUCACAACGGCAAGCUGGUGAAGCCGGUACAGGAGCUGCUAACGUUUCUGUGCUACAACGUGACCGGCCAGAGCCCGAAGGAGCACGAGGUGCUGUCGAAUCUGGCCAAGGUGCGGCUGAAAUCGAAACCGCUGAUCAACAUCUUUAUGAUCGGGCUGAAGGAAAUGAUCAACUGUCAGCCGGAAAUUCUGACUCCGCUGCUGAAGUACGUCGUGCAGAACGAGCUGUCCAAUGCGCGCAACCCCAACAAUAUGGGCAUGCUGGCGAUGAUGUUCCAGACCAAGCCGACCGAAUCGGCCGCCAACCUGGCGGAGAUCUAUCAGGAGUUUCUGCUGCAGCGGGAAGAUGUGUUGCGCACUUUGCGCUUCUUUCUUCGCGAGCUCGUCAAAAUGCUUCGCUACGACAUCAAUUUGACCGUGUUUUGCAAGAUGCUGCUACAGAACCGGGCGGACCUUACCCCGCAGAUUGCGAGCUCGGAGUUUCGCGAUCGGAUCUUCCACUCGAUCGUCGAUCUCGUGUGUCUGUGCAUGUUCCUUUCCGUGUCGCCCCAGAUCCGGGAAGCGAACGUGUCGAUCCGCAGUGGCCGCGAGACGAAAGGCUCCAGCGCACUGAGCGCGUUCUACCAACAGCAAUCGAUUAUACAGGAUCAAGCACUGGCCUGGAUGAAGGAUGUUGUGCCGCGCGUUUACAAACCAAUUUCCGCGAACGAUUACAAAGCCGCCCUGCACAAGCUGCUGCUGCUGGAUUCGCCCGAAGCGUACGCCAAAGGUGACCAAUGGCCGCCGGAACCGGAGCGAGCGCCGCUACUCCGCAUGGUGUCCGAGAUUCCGCUGCAGGAGAACCUGAUGCUGUGUAUACUGCUGAUUGGCAUUGAGAAGGAGAUUCCCUUCUCGAUACAGGACACGAUGGAGAUUACGGAGCAGCUGGUGCGCAGGGCGGGAUCACUGCGCCACAUGGACUAUCCGCCGCUGGAGAUAACGGAUCUGAAGAUCAUCGAGCUGCUGUUCAAGAUGUCCGAGUACCACCAUCCGGACAAUAUCGUGCUGCCGUCGAACUACGAACCGCCUAAUCUGGCCAUCUCAUCGCUGUACUGGAAAACGUGGAUCAUUCUGCUGCUCAUCUCGGCGCACAAUCCCUCCUCGUUCGGGUCGUUCUGCUGGGAGCAGUACCCGAUGUUGCGCCUCCUGAUGGAAAUGUGCAUCACCAACCAGAUUGGGCCGCCGAAACCGAGCGAAGAAGAGCUAGCGGUGGCAACGCUCGAGAAAGCGCAGAUACUGGAGUUUGAGAACCAUCUCGCCUCGAAUCCGAUCACCGAGCAAAACAGCUUGCUGCUGUCGCAGCUGAUACUGAUGGACCCGCGGGGUGUGGCGCGCCGUCCGCCAAACCCUGUGCUGGACCAGAUACAGCAGCUCAACGUAAGCCACCGGUUGGGCCAUCUGCUGUGUCGCAGCCGUAAGCCGGACCUGCUGCUCGAGAUCAUCCAGCGCCAGGGAACGUCCCAGUCGAUGCCGUGGUUGGCGGAUUUGGUACAAAACUCCGAGGGCGACUUCAAUCACCUCCCAGUGCAGUGUUUGUGCGAGUUUCUGCUUGCCAACUCCGGCUCGGUCAUUGUGGAGGCAAGCCGGGAGGCGGAACUGCUUCUCUACCUGCAGCGCGUCCUGCAGGAUGAAACGGGCGAGCAUCAGAUGAUGAUCGGCGAGGUGCUGGAGUACUUCCUGCGCCGUUUGUCUUCGUUUUCGAGCGCAUCGCGCCAGUCCGCCAUUCGGGGGCUGAAGUUGCUGCUGAAGGUGUUCCAGGAGGAGCACGAUCCGGGCGCGACCGUACCGAUCGAGGCGAACAAUGGCGACUGGCUGCUGCGCUACCUGCCCAUGAUACCGCACUUCCCGUACGUGCGGCCGAGCGUGAUCGUGCAGCUGCGGGCCGCCUGCCAGGUGGAGAACAUCCCCGAGUUGGUGAUGGUGUACAUUCAGUUCGUGGCCGCGCACAGCGCAAUGGACGGGGAGGAAGCGAUGCUCGAGCACGUGAUGGACAUGUCGCAUCUGAUCGUGGAGCGGACGACCGUGUUUGCGAACAUUAUACCGACGCUGGCGGACCCGAGCGAGCAGCGGAUACAGACGCUCAACUGCCUGUUCGUGAUGUUUAACAACUUUCUGAUCAAGCUGCGCGAUGCGAAGGUGAUACCGCACGCGUUCACCGAGUAUCCGGACCUGCUGCUGGUACAGUUUGCCGACGAGAGCCAGUGUCACAUCCAUCUGAACAUCAUUCAAGCGUUCGUGAUUCUUCUAACGCACUCUUCUUUUAUUUCCGUCGCCGGGCAAAUACUGGACUAUUGGUUCCCGGAGGGAGCACCCCCGCCGCAAGCCUUCACGGUGGACGGUUCCGAGCCGGUCUGUAUCCUUCCCGACUGGCUGAAGCUAAAGAUGAUCCGCAGCAACGUCGAGCGUCUGGUUGAUGCCGCCCUGCAGGGACUGACGCCCGAUCAGAUUGUGCUUUUCGUGCAGAACUUUGGCACACCGAUCAGCUCGAUGUCGAAACUGUUGGCUCUGCUCGAUCGUGCCGUGAUCGUGCAGUACGAAGCGGUUAAUGCCGCCAUCCUCAACAAGAGCUACCUUGCGCAGCUGAUCGAGAUACAGCAGGCACGGGGUGCAAAGAAUGGUCACAUUUCGGUGGAAGCGCUCGAGCUGCUACCGCAACAGUUGGCGGCCGGUGGCGAGCAAAAGAUGUCGAUCGAUGACGAGAAGGACGUGAAACCCUCCCUGGGGACAUCGGCGGAAGGAAGCGUGAUGGAAGCGUACCGCAUUGAGCUGCUGCCUGCGUCAAACUCUUCCACCGACGGACGUCGCUCGGUGUCGUCCGAUGCGCGACCAGCUUCCGGGUCGAAGACGAAAGAGAUCGAGGAAGCGGUCGAGUUGGUGCUUACCUGUGCGCUGAAGUUUAAUCGCCCCGCCAUGGCCAAGUAUCGCAAACUGAUUCAACGGUUGAUGAACUCCGCCUCCAAGUCGCAGGAAUACGCUGCCAACAAAUCGAUCGCUUAUCUGGGCCGCCUGCUGAAGAGCCAGCAGGGCCAGGGCUUGAUCAAGGGGCUGGUGCAGAACUCGCAGAUCGUGUGCUUCUUCCGGGCGCUGCUCGAAACGCCGCUGGAAAAGUUCGAAAACCUCAACUAUCUGCUGCACGUGCUGGAUGAGAUCAUACGCUGUGUGAAUCCGGCCUCGAACACGGUACUGCUGGAGGUGCUGGUGAGCAAGCGGGCUCAGCUGAUUCGUCACGCGCAGAAAGAAUCGGGCGGUGUGGCGAACGGUGCCGGAGGAGGGAAGCAGGAUGCAUCGGUGGGAAGUAGCAGCAGUGCUGCAUUCGGAAGCGAUUUGUUGCAAGUGCUCUCGACGACGCGCAGUGCCGAUGUGGAGCGGAAAGGCAUGCAGCAGCUGUGGCGUACGAGCCGCGAAGGGCUGAUCAGUGUCGCCUCCACCAUGCUGAAGGGCAACGGAAUCAAGCGGGAUGUGGUGGACGGCGAAACAGAGCUGGAGGGUGGUAACAAGUGCGGUCUGCUGGUGGAUUGGGUGGCCGAUGCGGACUCGGAGCUGAUACGCGUCAACAAGGAGCAGCAGAUGGAGCUACUGUUUAGCCGGAGUCUUUCAAACUCGCGCCCGUAUCUUCUGUCCCUCAUGUCGCAUCAGGCGAGCUGGGCAACACUCUACCAAACGGUGGAUUUACUGAUGGGAUCGUUCAAUGCAGAGUACGAUCCUACCUCGGUGCUGGACUUUAUCGACACACUCACGCGCAAUCCUCGCCUUUGGCAGGGUCGCGAUAAGGCUGUCCCGAAGCAUGAACAGAUCGAGUACAUUGUAACGCUUACCGCGCCACAAUCGUGCACCUUUAUCGACUACAUACUGGCGGAGGAGAAAAGCGCCCAAUCCAACGACGGUCCAGUUCGACGCUUGAGCCAACGCGUGAAGCUGCUGCUGCAGUGUCUGCCGGGCAAGUUUGCGAUGCUACCGGCAAUGGUGGCGUACGUGCAAGAGUACGAACGACGGGAGGGCACGUCCCGUCGCACCCCAUUAGAGCGCACUUCGGUGGGUAAACUGUUUUUGAAACAACUCUACCUAAACCUGCCCCCGAUGAAGUUCAUCCUGCCGACCGUCGGUUCGGACCUGUAUCAGUCCGACAUGCGCAACGAGCCCGGCGGAUGUGUGGCGGACAAGUUUACGUACUACAUCGUCACGACCAUCGCGUCGCUGAACAAUCCGCGCGACUUCCAAACGAUGUCCGCCGAGAUGGAGCUGAUCGUGCGGAAGCUGGCCGCAUCACACCCGACGCUGCUGCUGCGCCAGCUGUCCGUACUGUCGGCAUUGCUGCAGGGCCGGGCGCACAUGGAUUUGCACGUGCUGCGGUCGGAGUAUCACUUCCACCUGUUCCAUCAGGUGAUGGGCAUUUUGGAGCUGCUGGCACCGCUCGUCUACCGGGACUGCUAUCGGGAGGGGCUGCAGAACGGGUUGGAUUGCUUCUUCCAGCUGCUGAAACAUCACGGUACGUUUAAGGAAAGCUACACCCUCAUCUACCGGUUCGUGGAGUUCCUGCAGGCGUACAUCGGGGCCAACCCGGCGACGGCGAUCGCUUUCGUGGAGCAGUACAGCGACGUUCUGAUCGAUCUCGCCCAUCAGCACUUUGAUCUGCACGCCCUGCAGCAACUGGUGCAGGGGCUUUCGAUGCUACGGCACACGACGGGUGGCGCCUCGAUGAGGAAGCACUCCUCCGGGGGAGGCAUUCUGGCCGAUCUCGAUCAGCUGGCAGCGAGCGCAGCAACGUACGAAGGCUCGAUGAGCGAUAGUCGUGCGAUAGUCGAUGGAGGAGAAACGUCCGGUGGAAAACCGCCCGGUAGCAAUGCAGCAGUAGGACUCAUGCUUGCGCCCGCCAUCCGGAACGACUUGCUGCCCACGCACUGGACGGAGCUGGUGGCAGUGUUGCGGUCGCGAGAUAUCGAUGAAAUUUCCAUCCCACUAAUGGAGCUGGACGCACUGUCCGUGAAGCGGCCCGCCCUGCUCGAGGACAUCUUCGACGAUGUGAUCCGGUUCGUGCAGCAUCCAUCCCCGACGACGCGCCAGAUGGCCCACAAUCUGGUGACACGCUGGCUGAAGCAAAACCCGGGCAGUGUUAGCUCGAACGGGACGGCACUGACGGCGUUUGUGCAGUGCCUGAACCACGAGGACGUGACGGUGGUGCACAGUGCGCUGGACAAGACGACGGAGUACACGCUGUGCCUGCAGGAGCACACGCCCCAGAUACUGGCGGCGGUGUUCGAGCUGGGCAUCGGGAGCCGCAUCAACACGUACAAUGCGCUGCGACGAGUCGUUCAGGCGCUCAAGAAGCAACAUGCCUGCUAAAGCUUAUCGAUAAGGUAAAUUAAGUGUAAUUAAAAGCUAGAUUGCGAAAAUAUAGUUACAAUGUGGUAUAUAAUAA
This is a messenger RNA of Anopheles merus, 6797 nucleotides long. RefSeq names its product integrator complex subunit 1 (gene IntS1). NCBI's taxonomy places the organism in Eukaryota, Metazoa, Arthropoda, Insecta, Diptera, Culicidae. Gene Ontology annotation, cellular component: integrator complex. The record is from RefSeq and is a predicted model, not a curated record. Gene Ontology annotation, biological process: U2 snRNA 3'-end processing. The transcript has a single exon. Bases 206 to 6721 code for a protein of 2171 amino acids.